AUGUCCUCUUUUUCGGAGUCCGCGCUGGAGAAAAAACUCUCCGAGCUGAGUAACUCCCAGCAGAGCGUCCAGACGUUGUCGCUGUGGCUGAUUCACCACCGCAAGCACGCGGGGCCCAUCGUCUCCGUGUGGCAUCGCGAGCUGCGAAAAGCUAAAUCAAAUAGAAAGCUUACGUUUUUAUACUUAGCAAAUGAUGUCAUCCAAAACAGUAAGAGGAAGGGGCCUGAAUUCACUAGGGAAUUUGAAUCUGUCCUCGUGGAUGCUUUUUCCCAUGUUGCCAGAGAGGCAGAUGAAGGCUGUAAAAAGCCUUUAGAAAGAUUGCUGAACAUCUGGCAAGAAAGAAGUGUUUAUGGUGGUGAGUUCAUUCAGCAGCUCAAGUUGUCUAUGGAAGACUCCAACAGCCCUCCACCUAAAGCCACAGAAGAGAAGAAGUCUCUCAAACGAACCUUUCAGCAGAUACAAGAAGAUGAAGAUGAUGAUUACCCUGGAAGCUACUCUCCCCAAGAUCCAACUGCAGGCCCUCUCUUGACUGAGGAACUGAUCAAAGCCCUGCAGGAUUUAGAAAAUGCUGCAUCAGGUGAUGCCACCGUGAGGCAGAAAAUUGCUUCACUACCACAAGAAGUUCAAGAUGUUUCACUUCUAGAGAAAAUUACAGACAAAGAGGCAGCUGAACGUCUUUCAAAGACAGUGGAUGAAGCAUGUUUGUUACUAGCAGAAUAUAAUGGGCGACUGGCAGCAGAACUGGAAGACCGACGCCAGCUGGCACGUAUGUUGGUGGAGUAUACCCAGAACCAGAAAGAUGUUUUGACAGAGAAGGAGAAAAAACUAGAAGAGUAUAAGCAGAAGCUUGCUCGGGUAACCCAAGUGCGCAAGGAGCUGAAGUCACACAUACAGAGCCUUCCAGACCUGUCGCUGCUUCCUAAUGUUACAGAUCCUGAAACAGAUGAAAAGUUGGCUACCUUAAAGAAGACCAGCUGGCGAGGGGAGCUGGAGUCUUUUCAACUCUUCAAAGGGCCUGUCCAGAGCAGGGCCACUCUAGUGGCUAAGAACCCAGAGACAUCUGGAUAUUAUUCCGAAUGACCUGUAAGUCUGUGAAUCUAUUCCCAGUAGUUUGUUUCUUAUCUCUCCAUGCUGGAACAGAGAGAGCUUUGAGAACAGGGUUGGUGAUGUUUAUUAAAAGCAGUUAGAAAACACAUGAACAUGUGAUUACAUACCUUGUUAUGGCACAGAUUCAGAUAGCUCUUGUAUCAAAUCAAAGAACAUUGGAUUUUGAAGACUACUGACUAGCCAAGUGACCUUAAUCAAGUCACUUUUCCUCCCUGGGCCUCAAGUUUCCUCAUCUGUUAAAUGAAGAGGCAAUCCUAUAAAAUAUCCCGGGUACCUUCCUUAUAUCCUCCUACCCCAGCCUAAUGCUGUAGAGAGAUGUAAUGUGCUUAUUGUGUAACAGAAGGCCCAAGAGAGUGGACAUGAUCUUCCAGAUAAUCUUGGAACUGGUAUUUGGUCAUGCUCCUGCUCUUCUCUUUUGCGGGGUCAGAAUUCUCAACAGAGAAGGGAACCCAGCCUUUAGUCACUAACCCCCCAUUCCCCAUCCUCAUCAACAAAAUGCAAUCUUAGUUCAUUCCCUGUACUCAAAAAGUGAUGAGAGUCAUAGAAUCUCAUAUUUAAAGGUCAUCUAAUCCAAAUCUCCUUUGUAAUAUCCCUGACAGAUCAUUUCUGCCUCUAAAGCUCCUGCCAGGAUAAACCAUUUGAUUGUUAAACAGGUUUUAUUUUUAUAGAACAUGCCUGAGGACAUCUGUUCAUCUAGCACCAUCCCAGCAUUCACAAUCAAGGAAUCUGAGGUUCAGAGAGAAGUGACUUUCCCCAAGAUCAUACAGCUAGCUAGUGGUGGACAAAUUAGAAAGAAAUGUGUCAAUGACAUCAAAAAAAUACAUUAGACUUUAAGUAAGGAGAUCUGGAUUCUAGGCUCAGGAUCAAACUCACUGCUGUGACCUUUACAUCUGGCUGUCAAUUUAAGCCAAAGCUUGGGUGCUUAUUGACACUAAUGCAGCUACUGUUGGGGGGAAUCAGAGAAUGGAAUAUUCAAUGAAAAUCAGGAGUCGUGGCUUCAUUUUAAAAGCAAGCCUAAGCAUGUCUCACAUAACAGUGCAAAAGGAAACUUGCUAAUGUUGAUGAUGCAGCUUCCCAAAGCAGAAAGACCUUCUGUUUGGAAGGCAGCAGAAUGACCAACAGUUUUAUCUCUACUGCUUACUGGUGGCACAGGGAAACUUAUAAUGAGAUAGCUCCCAAAUGCAUCCACGAUCAGUUCCUCAGAAAGCUAUUGAGUGGCCCUAAGCCUUCCCAUCCUCAGAGAUGCCUGUGAAAAUCCUCCUCAAGGAAGCCCUUCUGAAUUCUGAGUCUGAUGAGGGUGCUCCUUCUCCUUCAGGUUUGUUGCUGUAAAAAGUCAGGCAGAAAUUAUGAAGAAGGAAGAUAAUCACUUCUUACUCUACGGAUCAGGUAUAAUUCACUCAAGGUAAGAAAGAUAAGGAUGUCAGAGCUGGGAUGAGAAAUUUGCAAGACCAAGGCAGGGUUCAAAAAUGAUGCCCCUCUGUCCCCCAUUUGAAAAUUGUAUCCCCUGGGUGUGAUUCUUCUUCAGAGGCUUUAAACUUUCACAGUAACACAGGUGAUUGGCCUAAUCACAAAGUUGAUCCCCCAAGUACCCUAGAAAAUGGAAUUUUCUGGCAUUAAAAAAUCUACAUUUGUAAAGCUAUAUUAAAAAGUUCCACUCCUUAUGUGUCUCCAUGAUGCAUCUUAGAUGGUAACUCCAUGACUUGACCCUUGUCUCAUCUCUAGUAGAAAAAUAGUUCAUAGGUCUUUAGCACUUUAAGGUUUACAAAGCUCUUGAUGCACCACAAUCCUUUGAGGUAGGUAGUGUAAGGAUUAUGAUGCCCACUUUACAGAUGAGGAAACUUGAGGUUCAGCGAGGGGACGUGGCAUAAAGUAUAUUAUGAUAUUGUAUAAUAUUAAAUACAAUUUUAUGUAUUGUUUACUCUGCUUGGUUGCAUUGAUUUUGACAUAUGCUUUAGAAAGCUUUAUAUACCAUGCGGGUAUAAUACUUAAAAGUUGAUUAAGUAUGGUGUUUGUGGUUAUUUAUAUUCAAAAUUAAAUGUCAAGAAUAUAACUGUCUUUUGGACUCUAGUAGCUCACGCUGAUAUAGCCUGUUACAGUAACAAAGUACUUUACAUCUGUUUUCUCAUAAGAUCCUUAGGAAAGAUCUGUGAGGAAGGUAGUUUACAGAUUAUUAUCCCUACUUUACAGGAGAGAAAACUGAGACUCAGUUUUUUACUUUCCCAUAUACAUUAGAAUUCCUAAGAGAAGGGAACCCAGUUAGCAGCCAUUGACUUCCAUCCCUAAUCUUAUUUCCUACCCUAGGGACUGAGGCUCAAAGGUGAAUGAGCUUGUCCAAAGCCCAAUGAAUGUCACCUUAGCAGGCACCAGGUCUUGCUCAUUAUCCAGGACUCUUUCUGUUGCACCACACUACUUCUAAUGAUAUGUUCUUCUUGAGGGGAAAAGCAGUCAAUAGAGCACUUUUUCUAAGAGUUCAGUUAAGAGCAUUUCGUAUUGUAAGUAGGAGUAAAAUCAGCCUAUAAUGCAGUGUGCUUCCAAAAGCUGAUGGAUGCCCAUCUCUUCCAUGACUUGAUUCAGUAAAUGUAUUGGGAUCCUAUGACCUCUGCCAUUGAUGCACCUACAAGAAGAAGGAAGGGUUCAGGUGUUGCCAUGAGGGCAUCAUAGCUUAAUAUCUUUGCUGCCUGGACCUUUGUAUCUACUGUGCCUAAGCUCUCUGGUAGCUUAUAGUAUAGUCCAGUGCAUGAAUUUUUCCCAGAAGACAAACAUAAACACACAGAGAAAACCAUCCCAACUAACUUGACUCUUUAGAGUUAGGCUACUUUGUUAGAAUGAGAUCUUUCUUGGAUGAUUUGCUCUUUUCUCAACACAUUCAGCUUUACAGACACAACAUAAGGUCCACAUUAAUGAAACACCAGCCCCAACACCUACAGUAGCUCUCCUUUUCCCAGCUCCCUACAGGCAAUGUUAAGAGACUAGAGCCCUUCUUAGGGCUAUAGGUUGUAGCUACUGCCUUCAUCCGAUCAGUUGCCUUGCCUUUGUAGUUAGUUGGGGGUAGAGUGAUAAAGGACAAGUUAACUUCCAACUGUCAAGUGGCAGUAACAAUUCUUUGUGGCCUUUUUUGUGAAGAAGAAAUGAUAACUGAGCAAUUUUCAGAUAGCCUUCAUAAAGUCCUUGUAUACUUUUACACUUAACUUAUCUGCUUCUUGGAAUGAUGGAAGCUUUUCUACCUAUAACCUUUGAAGUAGAUAGUUUAGGACAAAGAAGAGAUAGAUUUGCAUGUUAUUUCAGAUUGUUGUACCAUGGAAGAGCAAAGUCAGCCUUUUGGUAAGCAUUAGUAAGUCCAUAUCACUUGGACGAAGAACAUUCAAUUUACCUUUCAGUGUCAGUAAGAGACUUUUUCUUCCUACAAUGGGUUGGACUGAGAUUCAGAAGACCUGGGCUCAAGUAAUAACCACAUCACCUUAGGCAAGUCACUUCCCUCUUUUGGGCCUGGGCUUUGUCAUCUGUAAAAUGGGAUAGUAAAACUUGACCUGCCUUAACAGAUAGGUCAUAUGAACUGAAUGAGGAGUAAGCCUGGUAGUUGAAAGAAUCCUGGAUUUGGAAUCGGGAAGUCCUUGAUUUGAUCCUAGCUCUCUGCCCCUUGUGAGUUCUGGGGCUGAACUGGUUGUUCCUCUGAGCCUUAAAUUGUAUCAUAGAAAAGACUAUUUUUGAAGACAGGGAACCUCAGCUUGACUUCUAGCUCUAUCACUGAGUGGGUGUUUUUGGGCAAGUCACCUCACCAUCCUGGGCCUCCAUUUUCCUCUUCUGUAAAGUGAGGGUUUGGAAAUUGGUUAACUUUUAAAGUUCCUUCCAAUUCCAAAAUCCUCUGAUAGUGUGGAUACUUGUCCACCUCAUAAGCUAGCGGUAACAAAAGCACUUUGUGAACUGUAGAGUACUAUAGUAAAGUGAGCUGCUAUUUUCAUUAUCAUUUUUACAUGAUUAAGAUGUGAGAAAAAGGAGAGUAAGUAUGUAAAAUGUUUUGUAGAAUAUAAAGUCCUUGAUGGUAAGGACUGUGCUACUUUUAUCUUUGUUUAGCACAGUAUCUUUUAGAAAGUGGAUACUUUAUAAAUGUUGUUUUGUUUGUUUGUAAACCUUACAGCACUAUAUAGAUGUCAGCUGCUAUUAUUAUUAAUAAAUGUGAAAGCACUUUGGAAACCAUAAAGCGCUCUACAAAUAUAAAGUUGUUAAAAGUUUAAAACCUGCCAAAGAUUUCAGAGAGCCCCUCUGUAUCCCAGUGAAUGUCUCUCUUUAAAUAAUUCAAUUUGUGAUGUCAUAAAUAACCUGGCAGAGACUACCCAGAUGAGUCAUGCCCCUUGUGCUGAUUUAGAUGUGAAUUCUCAGCAGCAUCAGACCCCCUUUCCCAUAACUCAGCAAUACUUAGAGCACACUCAGGCUAGCUGUCCAAGGGUUGACAACCACCAGCAAAAAACAGUAAACAAGAACAAUAGGCCUGUGGGAUUUGGUUAGCCCACCACUUCCAAAAAAGCUAAUUCUUCCUGAUUGAUGGAAAAGUUAUUACAGAGUUAUCUGGAGCUUCAUCCCUGAAGUGCCAACAAUUUGGAUGGCUUCCCUCAGCUGCUUCAAUCCUUCUUCACUUCCUGUCAGCAAAGAACAUGAUCCAACCAAGCAGUCCUGUGGAUUGAUGGCUUCAUUAUCAUCACUCCCAAACCCUUUCCCCUAUAAUAGACUGGUUUCUCUGGCCUCUGAAGAGAUGCAUUCUGGGAAAAGCAGAGUAGGCUUAAGAUACAGCACGGUUGGGCAAAAAGAACCCCAGGCUAGGAGUCAAGAUUUUAGCUUAAGUUCUACAAUUCAGUAUUUGACCCCAAAAAAGUCACUUUCCUAUACAGGGCCUUGUGUCCCUCUUUGGUAAGAUGAGGGGAGUGAAGGGAUUAGACUGUCUUUAAGAACUCUCUCAGCUCCAGUAUUCUGUGAUCUUAAGUCCUUUUCUCUCUCUCUGAGCCUUACUUCAUCUAAAAUGAGUAUGUUGACCUAGGGUCUUUCCUUCUAGAUUGUCAGACACUUUGGGCUGUCUUUCUGAUUUUUAGUUGUUACAUUCAUUCUGCUGGGUAAGGUAGUUUGAACUUGGGGCUAGAAUUUAUUCCUGUUUCUACCACAGAAGUUAAAGCCCUUAGAGGGAAGGUGAUUCUCCUACAGUUAUAGGUCGUGAUAAAUUAGGAUAGAAUGUCAGACAAGGUAGAUUUAGACAUGGUAUUUUAGGAAAUUUCAUGGAAAGAUAGAGGGAUUCCUGUUUUUUUGUUUUUGUUUUUGUUUUUUGAGAAACAAAGGACAGCUUUCUGAAGGAAGUGGCACCCGAGUCUGGAUCAAACUUUAAUUCAAGAUGAUGCUCUAAAGGGACAAAAGGUUUGGACUAAAUAAUGAUUCACUCAGAUUCUAGAGAAUUGGGCUCCUUUUCUGACAUUGACUCUAUUACAUUAGCUUGGAAGCCCUUUUUGACCUUUCUUCUCACUACCCAAGUACUCUUGUCUAUCUUUCAUAGGAACUGGACUCAGGGUGAUUGUAUACUCAAGCUCAAAGGAGUGGGUGUAGAAGGGGAAGAAAGAACCCAUUGCCAAAAGAGAAAAAAAUGUGAGAGAUUCAUGCUUGUAGGUGAAUUCCUAUAUCUACUUAUGCAAAAUGCUUCCUUCUUUAUAAUUAUAAUAGUAAGAAUUCUAUAGUAAGAAUUACAGGUCUUUUAAUACCCAACGUGGAAACUGCUAGCUGACUCUUCCCUUUCACAUCCUUCCUUUGAGAAUUUUUUCACAAAGCAACCUAAAGGUAAUUUGAAAAAUCCAGUUACUUGGGGGGAAAGGAAGAGGAAUUUGGGAGAGAGUGAGCAUAGUCUUCCAGGUUCUAAGGUGUAUUGAGGGGGGGCAUAUAGUUAAUAUGAAUAAAAAGUAACAAUCUUAUGAAUACAAGAGAAACAAAUGGUAUAUCUCCCUGUAACUCUGGAAGGGGUUGAAUACAAACUCAUUUGAAUAGUAAAAGAAAAGGUGGGGGGAAGCAAUUUUCAUAGCACUUUGAAAGGUCCUUGGAGUAGUAGAGCAAAAGAUGUGGCAAGUGUAAAAGUGCAGGUGGGCAGCAGAAUUCUGAAGGUAAGCCACAGGAAGUAGAGCAGAGACAAUGAACUUGGUCUACCUAUGAAGGACUCACAGAACUGACCAAUGGAAUCAGUGAUGCUUGGACAGAGCUGCCUAGGAAAGGAAACCUUUAGAGAGAAGCACCAAAGAGAAGCUGCAAACUUUCUCCCUUUGUCCCUUUCCAGUGCCACUCAAGAAAGACAAGAAAGAAUAAAAAAUAGUUUUAACUCAGUAACCCCUAUUCAAUAAAUUCAAGAAUAUAAAUCGCUUUUGGAAGAACUCCUUGCAAGGAAAACAGGAAAACAAAUUGAGAGAAAUUAAUUUUAGAUUUAUGCUAUAUGCCAUAAUAAGCUUCAAAUGGAUGUGAUCUAAAUAUGAAAGAUCAUGCCAUUAAAAAAUGUAAACAACAUUAAAUUUAUUUUUCAUAAUGAUGGCUAGAGGGAAGAGUUCUCAACCCUAUAAGAAGUAGAGAUGAUCACAACAAAAUAGAUCAUUUCUAUUAUAUAAAAUUGAAAAAUGCUUAAAUUAUAGCUAGAAUAAAGAUGGGUUAAAAAUGGUUAAAAUUUGCAACAAACAUUUUAAUCUUGGUCUCUCAGUUGCCUCAUCUAUAAAAUGAGAUGAUUAGACUUGAUGGUGAUCCUAUGAAAAUUUAUGCAGAUAUGUGAAUCAUUCCCUAGAAUCAAGAAGUGGUUAAAGGAUAUGAAUAAAUGGUUCUUAGAAUUGCUGACUGUUAAUAACAAAGUAAAAGAUUACUCUAUCACUAACAAGAGAAAUAAAUGAAAACAACAGGUUUUACCUUAACUAAGCCCAACAAAUUGACACAGAUGACAAAAGACACAAAUAUUUAUUUGUGGAGAAGCUAUAGAAGGACUCCACAUUAGCACACGGUUGGUGGAGCUGUGAUUUUGUUCCAACCCUUCUGGAAGCAGUUGGAAUUAUGCUAAAAAUAAAAAGUGAUAAAAUGUCCAUACCAUUUGAUCUAGCGAUCCCAACCUAAGUGUAUGUCCCAGGAAAGUUAAAGACAAAAAAGGAAGGUGCUAUCUACUCCAUAAUAUUGAUGAAAGCACUUUUUUUUGGUAGCAAAGAGUGGGAAAUUGUAGAUGCCCAUUGAUUGAGAAAGGCUGAACAAAUCAUAGUCCAUGAGGGUAAAGGAUUAGCACUUUGCUUUAAGGAAUGAUUAUAAAGAACUCAUAGGCUCAUAUAUUUGGAGCAGGAAAAGGACUUUAAGGCCAUUCAGACCUGCCCCUUCAUUUUCCAGAUGAGGAACUGAAGCCAAGAGAGGUUAAGUGACUUGCCCGGGGUCAUAUUGCUGGUAAUUUUCAGAGGAUUUGAACCCAGGUCUUUCUGAUUCCAAGUGCAAUAUUCUCCACUACUCCGUGUUUUCCUCCAGCAGGGAAAGCCUUAUGAAUUACAACAGAGUAAAAGAAGCAGAACUUAGGAAAUAUACACAAUGGUUAUAACAAUGAAAAGGAAUGAGGAAAUAAUGUAUGAUUAUGACAUUAUGAAAAGUUCAGGAAAUGUCCCGUUCUCCCAUCUUUGCAGAGGUGGGGGACUAUGGAUAUGGAAUCUUGUAUACACUUUUAGAUUUGGUGAUGUACAGGUUUUGCUGACAUGCUUAUCUUUUUUUCAUUGUUACAAGGGAUGACCGACCUGCUUAUGUAGGAGGGAAAGGGGAAUAUUAAAUGAAGGUGAUAUAAAAAAUUAUUUUAAAAUAAAAAUAAAAGACUUAUUGUUGGGGGAGGGUAGCCUGUCUGAAGGAAUAUCUCAACUCAAUAUGAACUUGGAAGAGAAUCCAUUCUGUGUUCUUUAAUUUGUAAAUAAAUGUGUUCAAUAUUUUGAGCUUUUGACCCUGAGUGCUUAUAAGGGGAAUAUGAUUAGAGUUAUCCUGGGGAAGAGUGCCAGCUAUGGAGUGCCACCAUCAGAUCAUGUUAUCUAUAUUAAAUGGCGAUCCACUCUAA
Molecule: messenger RNA, 9178 nt
Organism: Monodelphis domestica (gray short-tailed opossum)
Lineage: Eukaryota; Metazoa; Chordata; Mammalia; Didelphimorphia; Didelphidae
Source: RefSeq, a predicted model, not a curated record